Messenger RNA from Neopelma chrysocephalum (saffron-crested tyrant-manakin), 5378 nucleotides. RefSeq names its product nephrocystin 4 (gene NPHP4). Gene Ontology annotation, biological process: protein localization to ciliary transition zone; negative regulation of canonical Wnt signaling pathway. NCBI's taxonomy places the organism in Eukaryota, Metazoa, Chordata, Aves, Passeriformes, Pipridae. The record is from RefSeq and is a predicted model, not a curated record. The transcript has 29 exons. Bases 164 to 4219 code for a protein of 1351 amino acids. Gene Ontology annotation, cellular component: ciliary transition zone; cytoskeleton; ciliary basal body.
GAGCGGCGAGCGGCGGCGGCGCGUCCUCUCCUCCCCUUGGCCCGGCGCGCGGUUGGUCGGGCCCGAUAAGAUGGCGUCGGGGCGCGGCUGCGUGUCCCCCGCUGUUCCAGCCCCGCGCCCGCCGUAGCCGGCGCCGGGAGGCAGCGGCGACCCCCGGAGCGCGAUGGGAGAGUGGGAGCGGGUGUUCCGGCAGCACCGGCCGCUCCCGCCGCACCCGCAGCGGGGCCGCGCCCGCCCCGCGCCCCGCUCUGCCGCCUUCCGCUGCGUCCUCAAGUACCUGCACGGCGCUGCCCUCGCCCAGGGAGCCGAGUACCAGCUGCGCCUGUCCCUGUUCGAUGCCACCUACCACCACUUCUUCGGGAGGACGUGGAGGAGCAGCUGGCAGGCUGCCCACGCUGCCCCACCACGCUCCUCCAGGGCGACCUUCAGCGAGACUGUUUACUUCCACACCUCCUUGAACCACCCUGGCAUCGUUGCUGUCGUGGAAGUGGUAGUGAAGGCCGAGAAAGGGGACGAGGGCUCUCAGCACCUUUCCUGUGGCUUUGGAAUCAUCCCCCUCUUCCGCGGCGGAUCUGAGGCGACAGACCCGGCCACUGAGGACAGAGCGCUGAAGCUGUACCAUGGCACACCGCGGGCCCUGCUGCACCCACACUUCCAGGACCCUACGGAAAAGAACAAAUACCUGAUGGUGAUGGAGAAGAGCCACCUGCAGUAUGCCCUGAAGCACCACCAGCCCCUGGAGACAAUAUUUCACCUCCUUCCCGAAAACCUGCUGGUAUCUGGGCUGCAGACGGUUCCUGGCUUGCUGCCAGCAUGUGGAGACACGGGUGACUGCUUCCAGAAGCCCCGGCUGAUGAAGGCGGUCACCUGCUACCUGGAGCAGUUGUCUGUCCGGCUGUACCCUUCCCUGGAGGAAUUUGAGGAGGAACUGCUGGACUUCCUGAACAGUGAUCGCUUACUUCAGGUAAGUAACGCCGUGCCCGACGGUGACCAGGUGUCCAUUCGGGAGCGGCGGCUGCACGUGGGUGUCCACAACGGCCUGCGCUUCGUGCGGGUGCCGCAGGUUGCGGUGCUGGUGCCAGAGACAGAGGUGGUGCCAGGCGGCUGCCGAGGGGCGUCCGGCUCCGGAGCCAGGGAUGCAGGUCAAGCCCUGGUGCUGAGGAGCCGCAUCCACCUGAGUGAAAUGGUCCCUCACCCGGCAUUCAGGGUGUGCUUCCAGCUGGAGUACGUCCUGAGCAGCACAGGGAGAGCCGGUGGGAAGGCCGUGCCCGGCGGUGCCCGCGGUGAGGGGGCCGACAUGCGCUCGGUGCGCUGGGCUGUCUGGAGCCCCGACCCGGGCACGGCUGACACCGAGGUGGUCCUGCCCCUGCGUGGGGGUGCCUGCCGUGGCCCCUGCCAAGCCUUGGUCUACAGGACGCCAGCAAGCAGCAGGAGCUCCCGGCAGGGGAAGCACGUGGAGUCUGGGACUGUCCAAUUCCAUGUUUCUACUGAUUCGGAAGAACAUCUUGUAACUGCUGCGGAGAUCCUGUGUAAAGACAGGGACGAGUCGGAGCAGCCUCCCACGCCAUCGCUGAGAGUGCCAGCCCCACGGCGAGUGUCGGGCUCCCCACGGGGACCAGGGCUGUCUGUGUCCCAGCUCAUGGCCUCACCACAGGGCAAGGACCAGACCCCGCUGCAGGAUGGGGGCAUCACCCACCUGGAGGCCGACCUUGGCUCUCCGGACACAGAGCCUGGUGCCAGUGACCAGCUGCGGGCGCUGCCCUUCACCCCCCUGCAGGUGCCCAUGGCCGCCGUGGGCUUGCAGGCAGGCAGUUCCUGUGUGUCACUGUCCCGUGCCUCCCUGGCUCGCCUGCAUGCUGCCGGCUUCCCGGAGAUCCUGGACCGCAACCAGGAGCCCGUGGAAAUCUCGGAGCCGGCGGAGCUGGGCAGUUUCAACCCGCGGCUGGAGGAAGCCGACCCUCUGCAAGGCAAUGAAAUAAUCCUGCAGUUCCUGGCUUUUGGCAGGGAUGCCCAGGGCAGCGUGGAGGGGCCGUGGCCGAGGACCAUCUUCCUCACCUUCCAGUUCUACCGUUUCCCACCGGUCACCACGCCACGACUGCAGCUGGUCAUCACAGAAGGGGGGUCGGUGACCGGGCUGACUGUGCCGGCACAGCUCCUUGUCCGGUUGAAUGAGGACGGGACGCUCGGCACCAGACCCCCGGGCUUGCAGCUGAAGUACAUGGUGGAUCCGGCUUUCCUGCGGCCUGGAGAGCAGCGCUGGUUCCUGCGGUACCUGGCCGAGCACAGCCUCCAGAUCGACGUCUGGGAUGGAGACUCCCUGCUCCACGUUGGGUCCGCUGCUGUUAAACUGGAGCCCCUGCUGCGCCAGGGCCAGGCGGCCGUCAGGACCUACCACGAGCUGGAGGUGGCCACGACCGAGUACGAGCCGGAGGGGCCGGUGCUGGGCCGGGAGGCGCUGCGGCACGGAGCCCUGCGGCCCCUCGGCGUCCACGUGGCUCUCAGGGGCCGCCUCCACCUCUGCCUGGCCAACAUCGGUCACCCGUGCGAGGAGAUCUCGGGGCAGCUGCCAUCCCACUCCCGCGUUGUCCCUGCACCAGACAGCACUGUCACCAUCCCAGCUGGCAGCUGGCGCUCCCUGAACGCUGGCAGUGGCGGGCGGACGGUGCGGGCGCGGAGGCUGGUGGACGUGGACGGCGAGCUGGAGGCCGCCCUGCGCAGUCGCCGGCCAGAGGUGAGCCUGACACCCCCCAGGGCACCUCCAGGCUGGCCGAAGCAGCGUGCCUGGGACCUGCAGGUCAUCAGCUCCUACCGGGAUCACAUCAAGGGCGAGAGCAUCUACCAGAUGCUCAGCCAGGCCAUCACGGCCACCCGCACUGUCCACGCCGUGCUGGGGACGGCCGAGUUCUUUGAGUUUGCCCUGAAGAACCCGUACAGCAUCCAGCACACCGUGACCAUCGAGGUCGACCACCCUGAGCUCAGUGUCAUACUGGACCCGAGGGAGUGGCGCCAUUUCAAGGAGCUGACCAAGAGUGUUACGCCAGUGGAGGAGGAGAUGUUCCAUCUCCGUGAUGACCUCAAGCCUCAGGUCUACCUGCGUCCCAGUGAGACUGUCCACAUCCCCUUCAAAUACCAGACCUUCUGCGCAGACCCUGCCGUCACUGCGGCACAGGGGCCAUCUGGGCUGGGCACCAGUGCCAAAACAGACACCCCCUCCCUUGGGAAGAGCGGGACCGGGCGGACUAAGCUCAUCCAGGUCUCCUUCCAGGUGAGCGGGGGGAAGCCCAUUGCACUCCUGCGGGUGAAGGUGGAGCCACAGCCCCACGUGGUGGACCAGACCUUCCGCUUCUACCACCCGGAGCUCACCUUCCUGAAGAAAACCAUUCGGCUGCCACCCUGGCACACCCUCCCUGGCACACCGGUGGGGGUACCAGGGGGACAGCCUGAGAUGUUUGUUCGUUGCAGCGACCCUGACAUCAUUUGCGAGACCAAAGCCUUGGGGCCUGGCGAGCCACAGGACAUCUUCCUCAAAGUAGCCGGAGGACCAAGUCCACAGAUCAAAAAGUUCUUUGUUGCUAUUUAUACGGACGCCUGGCUGGCAGCACCUGUCCAGAUCUGGCAGUUCUACCUGCACUCUCUGCAGCGCCUGGAUGUCACCUGCACGGCCGGGCAGCUCACCCGCCUGUCCCUGCUGCUGCGCGGCACCGCGGCCCCGCGGAGGGUGCGGGCCUUCACCUCCCACCCCCAGGAGCUGGAGGUGGAUCCGAACGGUGCCUUCCUUCUCCCCGCCCAUGGCAUCCAGGACCUCUAUAUUGGUGUGAGGCCGCGGCGGGCUGGCAGCAAGUUCAUCUACCUCAACCUGGUGGACGUGGAGUACCACCAGCUGGUGUCCUCCUGGCUGCUCUGCCUGUCCUGCAGGCAGCCCCUCAUCUCCAAGGCCUUUGAGAUCUCGCUGCCCGCGGGAGGUGGGAGAGGCUGCAACAAGCGCAUCACCUACACCAACCCCUACCCCUCGCCCCGGCUCUACUUCCUGUGCACCAACCGCCCCGACCUGCUGCAGUUCAAGGAGGACUCCUUUGAGGUGGCUGGAGGGGAAGUUUACACCAUCGGGCUGCGCUUCGCCCCGAGCCAGGCCGUGGGGGAGGAGGAGAUCCUGAUUCACAUCAAUGACCACGAGGACAAGAACGAGGAGACCUUCUGCGUGAAGGUCCUUUACCAGUGAGCUCCCCUGCCUGCCCGCCCUGGCAAAGCUGCUGGUUCCUGCGCCAGCUGUGGCCUCACCGGCAGCACGACCUUGGGGGUGCCCGUGUUGUCUGAAGGGGGGUGAUGAGCUUGGUCCCCUCGUGGUCACCUCGCCAAACCAGGGGUCUCUCUGUCACUGGGAUCCCCAGGCACUGCCGGGAGUGCUGGUGGUACCACACGGCUCCAUCCAUGGGAGAUGGAGCAGGGAGAGCAGAUGUGUUUGUUACAGCACUUUACAACCACAGGAUCUUUAUUUUUGUUAAACAUGAGAAUAUAUUAGGCACUUUGGAGUCUUUUUUUUAACUUAAAAAGUUUGCAGAUUUGAUUCUGCGGAAUAUUUUUAAAGUAUUUUGGACUGUAUAGUGAGUUUUGUACACACCGAAGUGGUUUUCUGGGAUUUUUGAUACUUUUUACUCACGCUUGACCCAUUAAAAUUGCUGUGCACAACUGGCAGAGUGCAGCAGCAUUUUCUUCAGGAGGAGGUGGAAAUCUGCAGUGUCCCUGUCUUGUAGAGGCGAGUGCUGGAGGUCCUCUGUGUCACCCCCAUUCCCUGGAGCAUCCUGGAGGUCAGGGCAGGGACUGUGGAUGGGAAUGGUGGGAAGGGCAGCCCACCACCCUGGAAAUGCUGCCUUGCUCUUCACGAAUUCACCCGAGGCUGGUGAAUCAGUGGCCCCAAUGAAGUCGGGUGCCGAGUUCCUCUGCCUCCCUCGCACUGAUGGGAAAUGACAGCUCAUAUUUUAGAACUGAUUAUACUGUCUGCGGCACAGGGAGGCCCUGAAGUUGUGUUAUUAAAGUAGAUUAGCUGAAUAAUUUUUAUUACAUUUUCACACAACGAUAUUUCUUGAGGCUUAUGAAUGAGCUGGUGCUGUACCCGCAGCAGAGGCAGCCUGAGUGGUGAAUGAUGUGCCAACACAGGGACUCGAGCUAAGCUGGUGCUCGUGUGGUGAGUGCUGCCUGCUCCCCUGCAGCACAGGACCGUGGCCCAAAAUCUAGAGAACUUAAGAAAAAGAAGGUUAAGAAAAGUUGAUAAAACUGUUCCUUUAGGAAGUGGAAGUGUUUUGUGUUCCAGCUGCUUGGCAUUACAGCCAGGGCCCUUGGAAGUGGUGCUGCUGCUGCCCACUGGAACAUGGGCACUGCUG